GACCAUGACUACCUUUUCCGACUCGUGCUGAUCGGAGAUUCAGGUGUCGGCAAGUCGUGCCUGCUGCUGCGCUUUGCAGAUGACACCUACGCUGACAACUUCGUAGCGACGUGCGGAGUGGACUUUCGGAUCCGGACCAUGAUCUUGGAUGGCAAGAAAGCGAAGACGCAGAUCUGGGACACCGCAGGUCAGGAGCGAUUCCGCACUAUUUGCGCCAGCUACUACAGAGGUGCCCAUGGGAUCAUCGUCGCCUUCGACCUCACAGAUCGCGAAUCCUUUCACAACGUGCGCCAUUGGUUAGAGGAGAUCGAGAAGUAUGCGCAGCAAGGCAUCAACAAGAUGCUGGUGGGCAACAAGUGCGACAUGGCUUCCAAGCGGGUCGUGACGUACGAUGAGGCCAAAGAGCUUGCAGAUGAGCUCGGCCUACGCUACCUCGAGACAAGCGCAAAGCAUGCUCACAACGUGGACGAGGCAUUUACCCAGAUGGCCAAGGAGAUCAAGGACCGCGUUUCUCGGCAAGCUCCGCCAUCCGGCACACCCACCAGGACGAUCGUGGGGCCCGGCCAGCGAAUCUCCUCGGCUAACUGCUGCCGGUAG
Molecule: messenger RNA, 597 nt
Organism: Symbiodinium pilosum
Lineage: Eukaryota; Dinophyceae; Suessiales; Symbiodiniaceae
Source: the annotation of a GenBank genome assembly